Molecule: messenger RNA, 5578 nt
Organism: Equus caballus (horse)
Lineage: Eukaryota; Metazoa; Chordata; Mammalia; Perissodactyla; Equidae
Source: RefSeq, a predicted model, not a curated record
ACCCUCCCUUCUCUUCUGAUUUAAUGUUUUUUGUGUUUGAGAACUUUGGCAAUAUGGUGAGAAUCGUCCACAUGCCAAAGUGGAUCUUGGUGGGACAGAGUAAUACAGGUUUAAUUUUUAACUCCCGAGUGUGACUCCAUGAUUGUGUACUCUGAGUAUAUGACUGGACGACUCAAAAAAUUCAUGGAGGUGAAAAUUUGGACUCAUCUCCUACCAGUGUGAUUUGGUUAAGGUGGUUAGUGGCCUCAGGUCCCCCCACCCCCAGGUUCCACUGCCAGGCCGGAGGACCCCCGGCCCUGGAUGGACGUGGUGCCGGUGGGCGCCUUGCAGCCUCUCUCCUGGCCCCUGCUUCUGGGCGCCUCAGAAAUGAGUCAGAACAUGUGCAGCGUGGGCUUGUGCGGGUGGCAGGGAGCCCAGAAUUAGCUCGGCUGUGUUUCAGCAGGGUUGCAGCGGGAAGGGGGCGGCUGCGCCAGGCGGGGGGCUGAGAGGCAGACAGCCCUGAGCUGUGGAAGGAGUCAGCUCUCAGGAGCUAGCACAGGCCUCAGGGCAUGGGGGGCAGCCUGCUUUGUGUCUGGCACACACCCGAUUGUAGAUGAGCAGGGGGUCAAAGGAGCAGGCCUUGUGCAGCCACAGCUGCUGGGACCCCAGCGUGCCUGAGACAAAUGUGGGAGCUGGACAGGCAUGGCCAGGUCACCCCAGGUAGUAGGUGGCGGACAGGUGUGGCAUCACCGUGCUUGCUGUUCACCUCUGGCAGCUCUGUGCCUUCACCUGGCCGCAGCACACCCAGGCAGGCAGAACCAAAGCUAAGCUGCUCCGCAAGCAGGCAGCGCAGCCUCCUCCUGCGCCUGGCGUUCUUUUACUCUUUGCAAACUGCUUUUAUUCAAAGGGAGGGAGUGGUUAGCAUGGGUAUUUUAGUAAAUUGUGAAAUGCUUUGUUCUCGCUUGCCCCCUUUCCUGCUCUCCCCAAUCUCUGGCACAGGUGUGUUUCCCUGGACGCCAGUGCUUGUCACCAGAGAAAACAAGGCAGCAACACUUAUCACUUCCACUGCUCACUGGGGCAAAACACGAGGGCAGGCUUCGUGCCUCCCAGGGGUGGGGAGGGGCCUGGUACUUGUGUCACCACCAAGUGAGUCAUCGAGGUGGAACAGUAAAAUAUUUAAUCACGUGUGUCAGCAUUGUUCGAGAGGCAGCAUUUUUAAAGGUCCCCGUAUGCAGCAUGGGCACAUGGUGUUACCUCUGAGGUUCACCUGUCACCAUGUGAAACGCACACAGAGUGGUUGGCCUGCUUGGGGGCUCCGUGGGUUUAACCAUGUGAAUAGAACAGUUUGGGGAAGAAAACAAAGCAUCGAAGGUUUUCAGGAUGGCCCGGCUUUGGCUCAGCAGGUAAUUUCUGCCGUAGAGCCCCUGCCUGGCCUUGGUCACCAGCGUUUGUGUUCAGAGGCCACGGUGGCCUGGCUGCAGACUGUAGCUGAGCGUGCCACCGGCGCCUGGCCGGCUCUUGUUCCGGCAGGUGCCUUCCCUUCCCGCCCUGGCCCGACGCCCCAGGUUAGAUCUGGCCAUCCUCGUCCGUGUUGGACGCAGGAGGGUCUCAGCAGACGUGUGUUGGGUCACAGCUGGACCGAGCACACCAUGAGGGGAAAUUCUCACACUGAGAGUCUGAGAGCAGGGACCAUGCUUCUGUCAGCUUUGUCACUUUAGUGCCUGACCUAGUGUUCUAUACAUGGAGGUCCAGGACCCUCAGCAAGUGCUUGCAGGCUUACAUGCCUUCCACGUCCUUCUGCUGGCACCUGGGGCCAGGCCCCGGGGGCAUUUGUGCAAAGCGUCCCACAAGUCUGGAGAUACCUUCCCAUCGUUACAGCCAUCUGUUUUUUCAAGGCACAGCAUGCCCCCAGCAGCCUUGUUUGGACCCCACAUUAUCUGUGAGGCAGGCGGGGCUAGAAUUAGGGUGCCUUUUUGAAGGACGAGGUUCCUGGAGCCCAGAGAGCGGAAAGGACAUGCCUGCGUUGCACAAGGAAUCGCUGACACGUGAGCUGGACAUGAUUUCCACGAGGGUGAUGGACAUUAAGCUUCGGGAGACUGCUGAAGGCCUUGGGGAGGACAGCACAGGAAAGAAAAAAUCCAAAUUCAAAACUUUUAAGAAGUUCUUUGGGAAGAAGAAGAGAAAGGAAUCGCCUUCGUCCACAGGAAGUAGCUCCUGGAAACAGAGUCAGGCGAAGAGUGAGGUCAUUGCCCUUGAGUCGGGGCCCGUGGGCUAUGACUCAGAGGAUGAGCUCGAGGAGUCGAGGGGCGCGCUGGGCAGCCGGGCCCUCUCACACGACAGUAUUUUCAUUCCUGAGUCGGGACAGGACCCUGCUCGGCCUGUGCGGGUGUUUUCCCAAGAAAAUGUGUGUGACCGGAUCAAAGCUCUGCAGUUAAAAAUACAGUGUAAUGUGAAAAUGGGGCCGCCACCUCCUCCAGGGGGCCUUCCUGCCAAGCGAGGAGAUGAUGCCGGCAUGAGCUCUGAGGACGACGGUCUGCCCAGGAGCCCCCCAGAGAUGUCCCUGCUGCCUGACAUGGGUCCCGGCACAACCAUAAAGGUCUCUUUAGUUCCCUCAUCCCGGCCGGUGUCUCCAGACCAGCUCUUCUCCAGGCAGGCAAGUGAUGCCACCGUCUCCGCCCGGACCUCGGACAGCAGCUUGGCGCCCGUGGCUGAUUUCGAUUAUCCCCCAGAGUUCUCCUCCUGCCUGGACAAUUCUGCAGCUAAGCACAAGCUCCUGGUUAAGCCCCGCAACCAGCGGUCGAGCAAAAUGAGGCGGCUGUCUUCGCGAGCACAGUCCGAAUCCCUGAGCGAUCUGACAUGCACCCCAGAGGAGGAGGAAGACCAUGAGAAGCCAUUACCCAAAGUCAGCACGGAAGAGAACCCCAGUUCCAGACAGCAGGAUGUGGGACUGCCCAGAGGCCCUGAACCUGAGGGGCCAGCCACCAUGCUGCAACCUGGGGGGCCGCGGGCAAGACGGGCUCGCCUGCAGCACUCCCCAGCGCUCAGUGCCAGCGCUGAGGAGGAGAGCCCCCCUGAGGAUAACCCCCCAAGUCACCCGGACACCCCAGAGGUUACUGAGCCUGAGUUAGGCCCAGCCCCUUGCUCAGAGUCCCCAUCUUUGCCAGAAGGCUCCCUGUACCCUAAUCCCAGCAGCGAAAACCAGAGGGAGGAGCUGCCCCUUGCAAGCACAUGUCCCCUAGCCGAGGACACAGCUGAUGGGGUGGUUUCUGCUUCUGGAGACGUGGAGAGUCAACUGUCUUCUUACAUCCCUGAGGUGGACAUGACGUCUUCUGAGACUGACCCUGCCACCAGCUUGGAGACUCCCUCUGGUCCGGAUGAGCUGGACCAAAAUGUCCAGAAGGAGAUGGAGCUGAUGCUGGAAGUGCCCAGUCCCGAGGGAGCAGAGAAGGAAUCUUCCGAGGCUCCUGCCCCCAGCCCCCCCGCCCCCAAGAGCUGCUUGAAGCACAAGGCCCCGGCAGCGGCCGCGAGCCUCGUCGUGUCUCCCACCCCGCCCGCCGCAGAGGAGCCCCCUCCCUGUUCCCUGGACAAAGAGGCUGCAGCCCCGGAGCCCCCCAGGGCUGAGCAGGUGGAGGCCCCACAGGGGGUACCCGAAAGGGUGGCGCCUGAGCGGAAGGUCGGCGUGCACAAGUUCUCCGUGUCGUCGGGCAGGGGGUGGCCGCGCAGGGGCAGCGCCCGGCCGCUCGAGCGCCCCGGCCCCGCGGGCUCUGCCGUCCGCCUGCCCCUUCUGAGGAGCAGCAUGGCCUGGAAGAGCGAGGCUGCACUCGACGACCUCCAGGCACUGCCCGAGCCCCAGGAUGGAAAACUGGACCCUCCGAAGCCCUCCUCGCCAGCUGAGUGCGGCGCCCGGGACUCAGAGGACAGGGCGACCAGCCAGGCCGGGCCCGGCCCGGGCCCACGGGAUGCGGCGACCACACCGGCCACGAGAGACCCCUGCCCCGCCGCUCCGGAGCCGCCCCCGGGGGAGGACAGAAACCCUUUUCCCGUCAAGCUCCGGUCCACUUCUCUCUCUCUCAAACACAGGGAUGUGUCCUCUCCGGAAGUCAAAGGCAUGAAGAGGUACAGUGCCGAGAUCCGGCUGGAGAAAGGAGGACUGACUGUGCUCUCGAAAGAUGAGAAAUGUCAGCUGGGGACGGCCCCCACCCCUCGAGGUGCCAGGUCCCCGAACGACCAAGGCAAGGGGAGGGCCCGGGCAUCGGAGCAGCUCAGCUCCAAACCGCCGCUGCCCAGAAAGCCGCUGCUGCAGACGCUCACCCUCCCGCCCGCGCCCGCGCCCCCCGACGGCCCCGGCGAGCUGGAGAAGGCGGCGCCCCACGAGCCCAGAAGGGAGAGCAGGACCGCGGAGAAAAGGUCACCGCACAGGGGAGCUGAGAAGGGCUUGCCUCCCGCAGCAGCGGAGCCCGGAGCCGAGGGCCAGCCUGCGCCACCCUGGAUCACCAUGGCUCGGCAGAAGCGGCGAGGUGCCCCGGAGCAGCCUCCCAACCAGGAAGACAGGCCUGGGGCCCGGCCCCUGAAGUCGGAAGUAGGAAAGCAAGCCAAGGCACCAGAGAGAGCCCAGGAGCCCAUGAAGCAAGCCGACUUUGUCCGCAGCAAAUCUUUCCUGAUAGCCCCUGCUAAGCCAUCUGUGGACCGGAGGGAGGGGACGAGGCUCCGUCUCCAGGAGGGGCUGCAAAGAGGGAUCUCAUUGUCCCAUCAGAACUUGGCAGCUCAGUCUGCAAUAAUGAUGGAGAAAGAAUUGCAUCAGCUGAAGAGAGCCAGUUACGCCAGUACAGAUCAGCCAUCCUGGAUGGAACUUGCCAGAAAGAAAUCUCAAGCUUGGAGUGACAUGCCCCAAAUUAUAAAAUAGGUUGACAGUGUGCUGAUAAAGAAUGUCCACUACUUUGACGGGUCACUAAGUUAAAAACUGCCGCUAAAUCAAGGCAAGCAAACCAUGAAACUUAAGAGUGAUUUUGUCAUCAAGUUAUGGGAGAGCAAGCUCGGGGAAGAGGAAGGAACCAGGCAAACAAGGAGAACAGACACACAGCCACAGGCCUGGGCCAGAGGUGCGCGCGAACAAGAACACCAUUGAAAAGGGCCAGGAACAAGGUCCUGUGCCCAAAGGUAUGAAUGUGAGUCUUUCAGAAUUCCCUUGAUAAACGGGGCCUGGACAAGGAAGAAAAUGGAAAUGAAAUGCUGACGCAUAACUGGGACACACCUCCAAGGCCAGAAGAGAGGGCAUUCCGGGAGAACGUGUGUCUGUGCUUCCACCUGAAAUCCGCUUGCGUCUCUGGUCGUCGUCUUGCCUGUCGAUCCCAUCUUCUCCUUUCGUGUUUACUAUUAGGCAUGAUGUUUAUGGUAAAACAGGGAUGCCAUUUUCAAGAGCAGCUAUAAAACCAUCAGUUUUCCUGAAGAUAGCCACUCUAAGAAGGAGCAGAAGGAACAUAGCAGAGUUCAUCAGUUCAUAGACUGUUUCCAAAAAUGAUUUUUAAAUUUUUCCACUAGGCAUCUGUGUCCUUAACCAUUGCACAAUGCAUUGCCUGUUCAAUAAAAGGUUUUAACCAUG